Gryllus bimaculatus (two-spotted cricket) is the source of this 1018-nucleotide messenger RNA. Lineage: Eukaryota; Metazoa; Arthropoda; Insecta; Orthoptera; Gryllidae. The record is from the annotation of a GenBank genome assembly.
GCUUGUGACGCCCUGUUCCCGCCGCAGGGCGCGCCGGGCGUGGGCGUGGGCGUGGGCGGCCGGGGCCUGGCGGGGAGCGCCGAUGAAGGCGGCUACCUCUACCUCAAGACGGAGGACCUGGCGGACUACGUGACGGUGCUUCUCCCCGCGGGGACGCCCGACCCCGCCGCCUAUGAGAACAGCAGCCUCAAGGGCGAGGAGGAGGACUACCUGGAGGACGACGAGGAGGACGAGGGCGGGGACGACGAGGAGGACGACGAAGAGGACGAGGCGUUCGCGCCGGACCCGGAGGAGAUGGAGCCCACGGAGGACGCCUUCGACGACGACGAGGAGAUGCAGAUGGACACGUCCGCCGAGUUCGCCAUCGACCCCGAGAGCGUGGAGCGCGAGGACAUGGAGCCGUCGGAGACGACCAUCCGCGCGCAGGCCAUCGCGGACGAGAAGCAGGCGGAGGAGCUGGCGGAGAUGCAGGCGCACAUGCCGGGCGUCAAGGCGCCCGACGCGGCCCCUGACGUGGCCUCUGACGCGGCCCCUCAGGAGGCCACUGAGGAGGCCCCUGAAGCGGCCCCUGAGCAGGCCCCUGAGGCGGCGCCCGAGGCGGCGGCCUCGCGAGAGGACCAGCGCUACUACUACCGCGUGGCCGUGUUCAGCGGCCGGCGCACCUUCGACGGCAUCACGGACGGCGGCCUGCAGGUGUGCGCGGUGAUCCCGUGCACGGGCGUGACGCCCGACACGUGCGGCAAGCUGCACCACUUCCCCAGCGACCUGGCGCUCACCGCCUUUCGCCACGUGCGCAUCUCGGGCCGCUUCGCGCGCGCCAGCGUGCGGCGGAAGGAAACGGACAUCGUCAUGGAGACCCACAAGCCGGUCAGCUUCCUCACCUUCGGCAUCUACAACCGGAACUUCGCCAACGACCCCGAGCGCCAGCCGUCCAUCGGGUAGCUGCAGCCGCCUUUCUUUCCUUAUAUUAUUCUUUUGUCACUAAACGUUUCAGAAUAAAAUACAAACAGUAUGGACA